GGGAACACCGAGGGGGCGCACCCACCCAUUCCCAUCUUUGUCCCUUCUCCUACAGAUCUGCACCUGCCUCCAUCCAGCUGCGGCAAUGACUAUCUUACCAACCACAACCACACCUUCUCCGGGAGAAGAGGUGACCACUAACCUACUUCUGCAGUCCACCGUGGCCCUGUCCCCAGAAGCUGAAGCCAGCACAGCACUCAUUGCAGUUGUUAUCACCGUGGUCUUCCUCACUCUGCUCUCAGUUGUGACCUUGAUCUUCUUUUACCUGUACAAGAACAAAGGCAGCUACGUCACCUAUGAACCUGCAGAAGGUGAGCCCAGCGCCAUCCUCCAGAUGGAGAGUGACUCAGCCAAGAGCAGGGAGAAGGAGGAAUAUUUCAUCUGACUCCCAGACACUCGCUCCAGUGCUAACACAUUGACUCUUUAAUUUAUUAGUGAAAGUUCUAUCUGAAGCAAGUGAGAAGCACUGAUAACAGGCAAACCUGAGCUCCCCAGGACUCAGGCCCAAAUGUCCAUGUCACUGAGGCCGGGGGCCCAGAGAAAGCUGCUUGUGAUGUCUCCAAAACCAAGCCUUUGUAGUGCAGCUGGUGUUUGUGACUGACAAACAGGGUGGAGCUAUCCCAGGCGACAGGUCUGAGUAUGCGCCCAGUCACCAUUGCUCUUCUCCCACUUCAACAGUCAGGGCUGGUGGCUGUUCCCGUCUCCUGUUGAAUCACCUAGUGACAGCCGCAGUGGAAAAUGUCCACAGCAGCUCUUCCCAGAGAUCACAUACCACCACAGAAGGCCAUGCCAGGAGAGGUAGGGGACCUGACGAAUGCACUACAGCCCUCAAUCUGAGCCCUUCCUCUCUUCCCCCAAAACUUUACAUUUGUUAUUUUUAUCACAAUUAAAACAUUUUCAUUGAUGCGGAAAUCAAAUGUUCCAGAGGAAACUAUUACAUUGAUUUAUCCCUGCUAAAGCUUUUUGACAUUUU
Condylura cristata (star-nosed mole) is the source of this 973-nucleotide messenger RNA. It is a transcript of the gene SMAGP, whose product is annotated as small cell adhesion glycoprotein. The transcript is spliced from 3 exons. NCBI's taxonomy places the organism in Eukaryota, Metazoa, Chordata, Mammalia, Eulipotyphla, Talpidae. The record is from RefSeq and is a predicted model, not a curated record. The coding region runs from base 86 to 385 and encodes 99 amino acids.